This is a messenger RNA of Alternaria rosae, 2384 nucleotides long. RefSeq names its product heterokaryon incompatibility protein-domain-containing protein. Bases 268 to 2187 code for a protein of 639 amino acids. The record is from RefSeq and is a predicted model, not a curated record. Lineage: Eukaryota; Fungi; Ascomycota; Dothideomycetes; Pleosporales; Pleosporaceae. The transcript has a single exon.
UCGAGCGCGUUCCGCGCCUGCUCACGUGAGUCGCAAGCGUCCCCACAUGGGCACUUUGUCGGCACUCUCGCAGCUACUUGCGCCUCGUGACGUACACCCCGGUGGUGCCAAGGCGUUGCCUCCAUGAUCACAUGUAUCUCCAUCCUACCAUCCUACAUCCAAUGGCGUCUCAACCGCCUCCUGCACCGAGGAAUGCAAGGCUGAAGUUUGUUCCGCGGUAUCCUUCGCUGUUCUGCCGCUUCUACCCACGCGCGCCUGCCUUGCUACAUGACCUUUACCCUCUACAUCUUGCCCCAGUUCACUCUCACUGAUCCGCUAAAACAACAGCUUAUCCACACUAUGUACAAGCCGCUGGCGUCGCCGACAACAAUUCGGGUUCUGCACGUUCAUCCUGCGCCCGAAGCAGAUCCUCUCACAUGCAGCCUGGAGCAUUGCGAUCUCGAUAGAAACCCAGAGUAUGAGGCCGUUUCGUACGUCUGGGGCGACUCAGAUCUGUCAUGUUCGAUUACCUGCGAUUCCAAGGUCGUCGCAGUGACUUGCAGUUUGUAUCAGUCUCUCCUAAGAGUUCGGUCACCGGAUCAGCGUCGGACAGUAUGGAUUGACGGACUGUGCAUUAAUCAAAUUGACGAUGUCGAGAAGUCACAUCAAGUGCAGCUCAUGCAACGUGUCUUCCGUAACGCGCACCGAGUCCUAGUAUGGCUAGGUCCUGACUUACACGGCCAAGCCCGAGACGCAUUCGAUAUCUGCGUUACGCUGGGCCAGCGAGAUAUGGAUUCUGAAGAGCUCGAGACUACGUUGACAAGAAUGAAUCUGUUCAUGGACAGAUACCCUGGAAAUUGGUACUCCUUUCGUGCCUUGUCUCAGAUUCCCUGGUGGGGCCGUGUCUGGAUCAUACAGGAAUUUGCUCUCGCAAAGGACUUGCUGUUCAUGUGGGCCGCGGAAGAAUCCCAAUGGACGCUUAUCAACCUGGCGAUUAGUAACCUGUCAAAACCAGGCGUGAUGUGGCGCUUCACGCCAUUCAAUGUUCAGAUACUCGAACCUAUGACUCGAUUGUCUGCAAUCAAGGAGCGGCGCUGCUACGCGAAGAAUUUCAUGGGAACGAUCCAUACGGCCAGGGCAUUUGAAUGUUCAGACAGUCGCGAUCGGAUCUUUGGAAUUUUGGGACUCGGUUACGGCGAUGACCAUUGGGCAGCAGCAGACCCCGCUGGACAAUCGCUAGCUAAAGCUAUCAUACCGGACUACGCUUUACCUGUGGAGCAUGUUUAUCGGCAAUUUGCUAUCCGGGCCCUGCAGCAAGAUUUGACAGAAGACGUUUUCUUGGCGAUUCAACACCAGGAACAGCUGGAACAGUGGCAGCCGGGUAACAUGCCGUCGUGGUCACCACGUUGGGAUCUGCCUCUUGUCAACAAUUUUUCAUUCUGUCACAGACUGCACGAAAUUUGUAAGUUCGACGGUCUUGCCGUAGAGAAUGGUAUCUCGUUUAGAGGAUCCGUUUCUGAGCGGCUGUCUGUAUUGCAAUCACACUUCGACCCGCUCGCUAUUGACACUCUCAACGUGUUAAGCGCUACUUUAGAACAAAUCGUCGCCCUCUCGGAUAUCAUGGGGUUCCUGCAGUUCAGACUCCCGGGAACCAUUUUGGAGAGCUUCUGGGAAGAUAAUAUCAGGCCUGGAGAAGCAGACCCCGGAUACAAGGCCGUCAUGACAGACUUAUGUGAGACCGCUACCUACUAUAUGACUUCCGAAAAUCACGUCAGUGCUUUCUACGCGGCUUCUCAACACCCGGUCCAAAGAUCACCAGACGCAAUAGCGAAUUAUGCAAGACACGGAGAGCAUGCCAUGUUGAGGUCCAUAGCGCAGCUGCUGUUGGAGACGAGCGAAAUUGCAUCUGUACAAGACCCGACCCUGCUAGAUAAAGAAAAGGGCGAACAUGGUUAUUUCAAGAGGUUUUACAUCACGCGUCAAGGCUAUGUUGGGAUGUGUCCAGCCGCCGCUCAGCCUGGGGAUCAUGUCGCCCUAUUGUGGAACACCGAUUGCCCUGUGGUCUUGCGUCCACAGGAUGACUUUUAUCGUAUCGUUGGCGGCUCAUACAUGGCAGGUUUGAACAGGAAGAAGAUGGAAGGCGUUCCUCACCCACUCUACGAUCUAUUGUCGGGCAAGCUGCAGCCAGGAAUGAUUCAGAUCCGCUGAUCGAAAGAGCUGCACAUUGAGUGUGAACGCACUUUUGAUCUGUGAGCAGAUUCAUGAUGGCAUCCCACAGGCCUCAUGCGGCAUGGCCAUUGCACGAUUACGCUUUUUGGUGUGAGUCUUAGUGCAAAAAGACCACAUAGAACCACAAAGUAAAAAGCCAAGAGUCUACGGCUGCGGACGGUAGCGCCCCGCUAUGU